ACGUGCAGCUCCGCGCUGCUUCCGGGUUCGCGCACAGUCAGCUUUAGGUAUGGCAGAGGAGGCAGUGGGAAGGGAGCUGCUGGCCGCGGUGCUGCGGGACCUGGCUGCUCCGGAGGGUCACCCGAGGCCACAGAACCGGAGGCUGAGUCGUGAUGAGGCGGAAGGGGAGCUGUGCGAGGCGGUGCUGCGGCUGGUGGGGGGAAGAGGUGGUCCAUCAUGGCUUGCUGCCAGCCUAACUAGGGCUGCUGUUGACCAGGCACUGCAGAGUGACCUGUCUUCAUUCGUGGAAAGGAAAGGGGAUGUGAUAGAGGGAUCACAAAAAGAUGGUGACACUGAAGAUCUCCUCAGCUCAGAUGCCUUAUUUCAGCAUUGCCUUACCAGUGUCCAAGAUAUCAGCAGUCAGUGGCAAAAGCAGCUACCUUCUCCACCUAAUUCUAUAUGUACAUUAUAUGUGUCUGCCCAUGCAGUCCGAAAUACACGAAGGAAAAUGGAGGACCGGCAUGUGACACUGUUGGAUUUUAAUCAGCUUUUUGGAAUUACGGAUGGCGUUGCACGAUCAUACUUUGCUGUUUUCGAUGGACACGGUGGGUUGGAUGCAGCCAAUUAUGCUGCCACCCAUGUCCAUGUUACUGUGGCCGGUCAUGAAGCAUUGAUGUCCGACCCGGCCCGUGCCCUAAAAGAAGCCUUUCAGCGUACAGAUGCUAUGUUCCUCAAAAAAGCAAAGAGAGAGAGACUACGCAGCGGUACCACUGGUGUAUGUGCCGUAUUGGAAGGGGAGCGCCUGCAUGUGGCUUGGUUGGGAGAUUCCCAAGCACUUCUUGUACAGCAGGGAAGUCCAGUCACCCUCAUGGAGCCCCACAAGCCGGAGCGAGAGGAUGAACGAGAAAGAAUAGAAGCCCUUGGUGGCUGUGUUACUUAUACGGGGUGCUGGCGGGUCAAUGGUACCCUUGCUGUAUCCAGAGCUAUUGGUGACAUCGACCAAAAGCCAUACGUGUCUGGAGAAGCUGAUGUUACCACCCACGUUCUUAGUGGCACUGAAGACUUCCUGGUUUUGGGAUGUGAUGGAUUUUAUGAUGUUGUGACAUCUUCUGAGGUACCCAGUCUUGUUCUAGGUCACCUUCUGGAGAAUGGUGGAGAUGGACAGCAUGUUGCUGAGAGGCUGGUGUCUGCAGCAAAAGAGGGUGGCUCUAGUGACAACAUCACCGUAAUGGUGGUCUUUCUGCGAGACCCAGCUAAAGUCUUGGAAGAUUUUCUAGCCCAUGGAAGUGUGGAGGCAGAACCGUUGUUUGAUUUUGGAGGUGGUGGAGCAGAGGUUGGAUAAGACCAUGCUGGCUGAUGUUUUUUCUUCCUGCUAAUCCAGUUCUAUGGCUCAUAUAGAUGUCAUAAUCUCAGGAUAUUUUGUUAGGGAAACCAGUAGAAUACUGGACUUGUAUAGGGAGUCACAUCUCAUACUAAUUAUCAGACAGUUCUGUUUAACACUCAGUUAAUGUCAAUUCAUC
Molecule: messenger RNA, 1499 nt
Organism: Nanorana parkeri
Lineage: Eukaryota; Metazoa; Chordata; Amphibia; Anura; Dicroglossidae
Gene: PPM1F
Product: protein phosphatase, Mg2+/Mn2+ dependent 1F
Exons: 7
Coding region: 50-1321 (423 amino acids)
Biological process (GO): negative regulation of protein kinase activity; protein dephosphorylation
Cellular component (GO): cytosol
Molecular function (GO): protein serine/threonine phosphatase activity; cation binding
Source: RefSeq, a predicted model, not a curated record